Molecule: messenger RNA, 1425 nt
Organism: Macroventuria anomochaeta
Lineage: Eukaryota; Fungi; Ascomycota; Dothideomycetes; Pleosporales; Didymellaceae
Product: SET domain-containing protein
Exons: 2
Coding region: 169-1422 (417 amino acids)
Biological process (GO): peptidyl-lysine trimethylation; peptidyl-lysine monomethylation
Molecular function (GO): protein-lysine N-methyltransferase activity; protein binding
Source: RefSeq, a predicted model, not a curated record
UUGUGACUCCAAAUGUUCGAAAGUAGAAACACCAAUUUCACUAUCUGGCUCUAGGUGUACAGGUGAACGCUGUGUCAUCCAUCGAAGCAUCACAUCAUCAUUGUGGAACGUGGAUGUGGAGGUUACAACCUUCUCCAACCCCAACAACACGAUUGCUCCAACAACACCAUGACUGCAGCACUUGAUCCUGGUGAAGAGCAUACGAAGUUUGUUGAGUGGGCUGAGGACAAUGGCGUCACGAUCAACGGCACUGCACCCGCCAAAUUUCUCGAUCGUGGCAUGGGCAUUGUAGCCGCACGAGACUUGAAAAAAGGAGACCGCAUCGUACACGUGAAGAACACAUCGCUGGUACAUGUGGCAUUACCAUCUGUCAAGGCCUUCAAAUUACCAGACAACGUCACUGUACAUGGCAAGCUCGCAGCAUCCCUAGCACUAUGGUACUCAGAUCCAUCCCACGACGAAUACGCCCUUUGGCAAGCCGUCUGGCCUACGGAAGAAGAUUUCCGGAGUACCAUGCCCAUCUACUACAACAAAAAGCUCCAGGACCUCCUCCCCAUCGCCGCAUCAACGCUCCUUACCAACCAACUCACUAAACUCGACAAAGACUGGGCCGACCUCCGACCCCACCUCCCGUCGAUAUCCAAAGACCUGUUCACAUACACCUGGCUCAUCGUCAACACCCGAACCUUUUACUGGAACUACCCCGACCUGCCGAACUCACACCCUCGCCUCCCGAAGCGAAAGAACAAGCUAACCGGCGACGAUUGCUACGCCAUGUGUCCGUUCAUGGACUACUUCAACCACAGCGACGUCGGAUGCGAUCCCCAAGCCGACAGCAAGGGGUACAGCGUCACAGCAGAUCGAGCGUACAAAGCCGGCGAAGAAGUAUUUGUUAGCUACGGCGCGCACACGAAUGACUUUCUACUUGCGGAAUAUGGAUUCAUACUCGGGAGUAACAUGCGCGAUGCUAUUCCGCUGGAUCACAUUAUUCUUCCGGUACUGGACAAAGAGCAGACGCAGGCAUUGAAGGAAGAUGGGUUCUAUGGAAAUUACACGCUCUUCGCUUCCGGCGGCAGCGAGACAAUAUGCCAUCGUACGCAGGCGGUGCUCAGGCUGCUCGUGCUGGAUUCGAAGAGAUAUUCUGCGUUUGUUGGGGGUGAUGAUGACGGAGAUAGAGAGCGCGGGAAGUUGUACAGGUAUUUGGUGGGCUUACUAACGAAGUACUCGAGGCAGGUUAUGGAUAUCCUAGAGGAGGUUAAGGGGUUGAAGAUCUAUGAAGUGGAAGGGGAGAAGAGGAGGCUGCAGGCGAAGAGUGGUGAGACUGAGCCGGGUGUGAGAGCAGGUCAGAAGGAUACACUGGUGAGGAGAUGGAAACAGAUCCGGGACAUGGUAAACGGAGCGAUAGAAGAGUUACAGACGUAGCAU